AUGAAUAUUUUUCUGGUGGCGGGGAAUCAGAGCUGAACUGCUCCAGUGUCACCACAGCGCUUUAAAAUGCGGGACUGUUUGACAUAAAUGUACUAUUCCAGGAAAAUAUUGGCCCGUGCUGUUUGAAUUUGAAGAACUUUGUGGAGAAGUGUCUCAAAAUCUGUCACUUUUGGAUGAAAUUAUCACUUUUGUUCAGGGUCCGAUAUGAGUCCACAGAAACGCGCUGCUGAUUCAGGGGUUCUGGAGGUCCGGUUCGUGGGAGAUGAAGAUGUGCUGGAUCACAUUGUUGAGAAACAAGAAGGAUCUAAAGCAUCCAGAGGUUCAGUACAAACUCUAGCAAGCCUGAGGAGCUCUAGAAAGCCAUCGGCAAACCCUGCUGCUGAAGAAGAAGAGGAGGAGGAUGGAGUUUUUAAUGAGCAAAACUAUGUGGAGGCGCUUGGAGCUGGAGCUGAAGCUGGAGAGGAGAAUGGAUCGGUCACUGCAGGUGCUUCAGUGUUCACGUUUCAGACCAUCAAACGCUCCAAUAAAAUGGCCCAGAUGGCGUCGGAGUGGGCUCGUACCCCUGGGAAAAGUGUCACCUUUAGUACACCUGGCAGUCCCGAGGAGGCACUCAGCCCUACCCGUGCAACCCGCAAGUUGACCAGUCAAAACAAAACUCCUCAGAAGGGGAAGAAAGUACAGUUUGUCUCUACGACUCCUCACAGAUUGAGAAAGAGGAUAUCAGCUCCAAAUCUGAAGUCAGACAGUGACAGUGAUUUCUCCCCCUCAAACUCGGAGGAGGAGGAGGAGGAAGAUGAUGAUGAUGAAGAAAAGGGGGCAAAAGCUGAAGCUCAGCCAAAAACGCCCAGUAAGACGUCUGCAGAUGCCGCUGCUCUUUACAAGACACCAGCCAAGAAGAGCAAGAAAGCGCCCGAGCCCAACCUGGUGGAGGAAUAUUUUGAAGCUCACAGCAGCUCGAAGGUUCUGACGUCAGACCGGACUCUCCAGAAGCUCCAGACUCCAAAACUGGAUCGGGAAACACUGCUCAGAUUGCUGGAUGGGAAGCCCUCCUGUUACAUAGAUGAGAUCAGUGAGCUUAACAAAAAGCACGAGAAGAAUUUCAGCAAGUGGAUGCUGCAGUUACAGAUGGGGUUCAACAUACUUCUCUAUGGCCUGGGCUCCAAGAAGCUUUUACUGGAGAAGUUCCGCACCACCAUGUUGUCAGACUCUGUCCACAUGGUGGUCAAUGGCUUUUUUCCAAGCAUUACCCUCAAAUCGAUUUUAAACGCAAUCACUGGUGAGAUGCUGGAGCAUGAUGGGAGUUUUCGUACCCCUAUGGACCAAAUAGACUUCAUUGUGAAAACCCUUAAAAAAGAACCAGACAUCCACAUCUAUCUUAUCGUCCACAAUAUUGAUGGCCCCAUGUUGCGGGGUGAGAAGAACCAGCAGGCCCUGGGACAGCUGGCCUCCAUUCCCAACAUGCACCUGCUGGCCUCCAUAGAUCACAUCAACGCCCCUCUUGUGUGGGACCACUCGAAGAUGAGCUUGUUUAACUGGCUUUGGUAUGAGAUGACUUCGUUUCUGCCAUAUACGGAGGAGACAUCGUACGAGAACUCACUGUUGGUGCAGCAGACGGGUGCACUGGCUCUCAGCUCACUCACACACGUCUUGCGCAGUCUUACACCAAAUGCCAGAGGGAUCUUCAGACUGCUUGCUGAGUUUCAGCUGGAGAACAAAGACAACCCUUCGUAUACAGGUCUGUCUUUCCAAGACUUUUACCAGCGCUGUCGUGAAGCGUUCCUGGUUAACAGUGACAUCACGCUGAGAACUCAGCUCACAGAGUUCAGAGACCACAAGCUCAUUCGCACCAAGAAGGGGGCUGAUGGAGUAGAGUACCUUCUCAUCCCUGUGGAUGCUGGAACUCUCACAGACUUCCUGGAAAAGGAGGAUGUUGAGUGAGCAGGAUCGAGUCAGAAGAGUCCUGUUUCAGUGUCCGCCUCUCUUUCAUCACUGUUGACUGUACCUGUUCUGAAUACUCUGGAUAGGCAGUAGUAAUCUGACAUAGACUGCCCUACUGUCCAGUUUGGUCAGAAAGAGGUUCAGUAGAACAGACUCAGAAUGGGACUAAGGAUUCAGACUAAUUCUGUUGACUGGAACCUUCUGAUUGGAAUGAUUUAGAAAUCUCAAGUACUGGAUAUUGCUGCCCACAGCACUUGUACUGUUG
Messenger RNA from Colossoma macropomum (tambaqui), 2203 nucleotides. It is a transcript of the gene orc2, whose product is annotated as origin recognition complex, subunit 2. Lineage: Eukaryota; Metazoa; Chordata; Actinopteri; Characiformes; Serrasalmidae. The record is from RefSeq and is a predicted model, not a curated record. Gene Ontology annotation, molecular function: DNA replication origin binding. Gene Ontology annotation, biological process: DNA replication. Gene Ontology annotation, cellular component: nucleus; nuclear origin of replication recognition complex. The transcript has 17 exons. Bases 205 to 1938 code for a protein of 577 amino acids.